GGGGCGCGGCGCGGGCGGGGGCGCUGCAGCCCGAGUCCGCGACGCGGGAGGCCCGGCCCGCCUCCGCCGCAUUGUCCCGGGCCCCGAGCCCCGGCUCUGAGCCGCGCCGCCGCAGCGCCCGCCUGCCGCCCACCGCCCGCGGGGCCAUGCGGAGAGCCGCCGGGAUGGAGGACUUCUCCACAGAGGAAGAGGAGCCUUGGUACGACCAGCAGGACCUGGAGCAGGACUUGCACUUGGCCGCGGAGCUGGGGAAGACCCUGCUGGAGAGGAACAAGGAGCUGGAGGAGUCUCUGCAGCAGAUGUACUCCACCAAUGAGGAGCAAGUGCAGGAGAUCGAGUACCUAACCAAGCAGCUGGACACGCUGCGGCACAUGAAUGAACAGCACGCCAAAGUGUACGAGCAGCUGGACCUGACAGCCCGAGACCUGGAGCUGACCAACCAGAAGCUGGUGCUGGAGAGUAAGGCUGCCCAGCAGAAGAUUCAUGGGCUCACGGAGACCAUCGAGCGCCUGCAGACGCAGGUGGAGCAGCUGCAGGCCCAGGUGGAGCAGCUGCGGGGCCUGGAGCAGCUGCGAGUGCGCCGGGAGAAGCGGGAACGAAGACGCACCAUCCACACCUUCCCCUGCCUCAAGGAGCUGUGCACCAGCCCCCGGUGUGAGGAUGCCUUCCGCCUGCACAGUUCCUCCUUGGAGCUGGGCCCACGGCCCCUGGAGCAGGAGAACGAGCGGCUGCAGACCUUGGUGGGUGUGCUGCGUUCCCAGGUGAGCCAGGAGCGGCAGCGCAAGGAGCGGGCGGAGCGCGAGUACGCGGCGGUGCUGCAGGAGUACUCAGAGCUGGAGCGGCAGCUGUGCGAGAUGGAGGGCUGCCGCCUCCGUGUGCAGGAGCUGGAGGCCGAGCUGCUGGAGCUGCAGCAGAUGAAGCAGGCCAAGACCUACCUGCUGGGCCGGGAGGACCACCUGGCCGAGGCCCUGCUCGCGCCCCUCACCCAGGCCCCCGAGACCGAUGACCCCCAGCCCGGCAGCGGGGACGACCCGGGCGCCCAGGACGGUGUCGCCUCUCCGGCCGCGUCCCCGGGCCACGCUGUGCGCAAGAGCUGCAGCGACACAGCGCUCAACGCCAUCGUGGCCAAAGACCCAGCCAGCCGGCACGCGGGCAACCUCACGCUGCACGCCAACAGCGUGCGCAAGCGCGGCAUGUCCAUCCUGCGGGAGGUGGACGAGCAGUACCACGCGCUGCUCGAGAAGUACGAGGAGCUGCUGAGCAAGUGCCGGCAGCACGGCGCGGGGGUGCGGCACGCCGGCGUGCAGACCUCGCGGCCCAUCUCCCGAGACAGCUCGUGGAGAGACCUUCGUGGGGGCGAGGAGGGCCAGGGGGAGGCCAAGGCGGGUGAGAAGAGCCUGAGCCAGCACGUGGAGGCUGUGGACAAGCGGCUGGAGCAGAGCCAGCCGGAGUACAAGGCACUUUUCAAGGAGAUCUUCUCCAGGAUCCAGAAGACCAAGGCCGACAUCAACGCCACCAAAGUUAAGACGCACAGCAGCAAGUGACCCUUUCCCCGCCUGCAGCCUCCCCCCGGGGUCUGGCCAUGGGGGUCCUCCUG
Lontra canadensis (Northern American river otter) is the source of this 1597-nucleotide messenger RNA. It is a transcript of the gene CDR2L, whose product is annotated as cerebellar degeneration related protein 2 like. Bases 147 to 1544 code for a protein of 465 amino acids. The record is from RefSeq and is a predicted model, not a curated record. The transcript has 5 exons. NCBI's taxonomy places the organism in Eukaryota, Metazoa, Chordata, Mammalia, Carnivora, Mustelidae.